This is a messenger RNA of Lotus japonicus, 1588 nucleotides long. RefSeq names its product glutathione gamma-glutamylcysteinyltransferase 1-like. The record is from RefSeq and is a predicted model, not a curated record. The transcript has 8 exons. Gene Ontology annotation, molecular function: metal ion binding; glutathione gamma-glutamylcysteinyltransferase activity. The coding region runs from base 117 to 1373 and encodes 418 amino acids. NCBI's taxonomy places the organism in Eukaryota, Viridiplantae, Streptophyta, Magnoliopsida, Fabales, Fabaceae. Gene Ontology annotation, biological process: detoxification of copper ion; response to metal ion; cellular detoxification of cadmium ion.
UUAUAAUUUUAAAUUCACUGCUCCUCUCAUCAAAACCUCAUUCCACCGCUACACCCACCCAAAACUCCUCCCUGUGCCGCCGUGUUCCGCCGUUGAGGUUUGUUUUGUUGUUCAGAAUGACUGCGACCGAGAAAGUGGCCAUGGCGGGCUUUUAUCGACGCCUUCUUCCUUCCCCACCUGCCAUCGAUUUCGGUUCCUUUCAAGGCAAGCAACUUUUUCGUGAAGCCAUUCUAAACGGAAACAUGGAAGGCUUUCCCAGGUUGGUUUCCUGUUUCCAAACACAAUCCGAGCUUGCCUUUUGCGGCCUCGCAAGCUUGUCCAUGGUCCUCAAUGCUCUUGGCAUUGAUCCUGGCAGAAAAUGGAAAGGACCUUGGAGAUGGUUUGAUGGAUAUAUGUUGGACUAUUGCGGACCUCUGGACAAGAUCAAAACUGGAGGCAUCUCAUUUGAGAAUCUUGUAUCUUUGGCUCAUUGCACUGGAGCAAAAGUUGAAGCCUUCCAUGCAAGCCAUAGCAGUAUCGCUGAUUUUCGUAAAUGUGUCAUGAAAUGUUCAACUUCUGAUGAUUGUCAUGUAAUCUCAUCAUACCACAGAAAAGCUCUCAAACAAACAGGAGCUGGUCACUAUUCUCCUAUUGGAGGCUAUCAUGCUGGAAAAGACAUGGUGCUUGUUUUGGAUGUUGCUCGUUUCAAGUAUCCUCCCUUUUGGAUCCCACUUACGCAUCUUUGGGAAGGCAUGAGUUAUAUUAAUGAAUUCACUGGAAAAUCCAGAGGGUUCAUGCUUAUAUCAAAGCCUCAUAGGGAACCUGACAUGCUUGUUACUCAGAGCUGCAAACACGAGAGUUUGAGUAGUAUUGAAAAAUUCCUAAUCGAUGAUGUUCCUUCUCUAUUAAAAUCAGAGGAUGUGAAAGACAUCUGUAAGGUUCUUUCAGUUAUAGUCACAUCGCUACCAUCUAACUUUGAAGAAUUCAUCAAAUGGGUUGCGGAGAUCAGGAGGCGAGAGGAUGGUGGUCCAAGCUUAAGUGAAGAGGAGAAAACACGAGCUGUUGUCAAGGAAGAGGUAUUGACACAGGUGCAGAGGACGAGACUUUUCAAACAUGUGGCCUCGUUUUUGUCACAUUCUAGCAUAACUAAGUCCAUAAGGAUGCAUCCAGCUAGCACUGAUGUGUUAACAGUGCUUCUAUUGUCUUUACCAUCUACAACCUGGGCUGGUAUCACAGAUGAGAAGCUUUUGAGGGAAAUUCACGACCUGGUUUCAACUGAAAAUCUUCCUGCUUUGCUUCAAGAAGAGGUUUUGCAUUUAAGACGUCAGCUACACACUCUCAAGAGAUGUCAAGAAGGCAAGGUAGAUGGGGAUCUUCGUGUACCUUUGUCUUAGCAGCUCCUCCUUUUUUAUUCAUCCAUAACGAGGCUUUGUUUGAGAACCAGGGUCUCAUUUUAAUACACUAGGGUUAUUUAUACACCAAGGAUAAGAACUACUCCCUCCAUUUCAAUACACUUGGUUAUUUUAUCACCAAGUUGAUAAUUGAAUUAGUAACUGCGAUUCUGAAAGAAAAUGAUAUUGAUAGUGAAAGAUAUUGUCCAUGUUCAAUC